GCUCUUGGUGGUUUCCUCUUGAGUAGUAUCUGAUGAGUGAAACCAGUAGUGGGUGCUUUGGGUGUGUUCACUUAGUAGGUUUGUGGUCUACUGAACAAGACAGAAAUAAGGUCGAAAUGUUUGUGCAACAUACACUUUUACAGGUGCUUUUUGCACCUCAACGCACGACGGUUAUUACGUAAAUAUUUUUCCUCAUGUUUUUUUUUUUUUUUUUUUUUUUUUUAUGAAAGCACCAUUAAACGUCCUUAAUGCUUAUUCUCCUGCUCCGUUAGUCUACUGAAACUGAAAUACUUUUGCUGUUGUGGGAAGUGGUCGAUUUUUGCAUAUUUAACGUGCAUAUUUCUGACCCUGCAGGCGCGUGCGUGCGUGCGCGAGUGUAUGUGUGUGCGUGAAAUGUAUGAUCUUGGCUGCCUUCAUGUGACUGCGUUUCCGUUGCUUGCUUGCUUCCGCAAUUACUAAAGACAUUGCAGAGAUGCAGAUGUCAAGCACUUUGCAUCUCCGGAGAGACCAAGCCAACAGAACCUCCCCGCAAACCGAUGUAAUGGUCUUCUGUGAACUUCACAGAGGAGCGGAGGGCGCGAUCCUGGCCACUGGGUGAUCAUGUUAAGAUGCCGGUGUUUGAUCACUUGUCCAUCGUGCUCUGUCAUGCAGUGGUGCCACUACUGGUGGUCCUGCUUUCAGCCUCAGGACAUCCGCAGACCUUCCCCUGCAGGCUGAUACGAAGCACGGCUCGGUGCAACAGCUAUCAGCUCUCUGCCAUACCAGAUCAUUUACCACAUCAAAUUGAGGAGAUCUUUUUAGACAAUAACCUUCUGUUAAAUCUUCAAGAUGGUUGUCUCUCCCGGUAUCCUCUUCUACGGACGUUCAGCUGUGCGAACAAUCAGAUAACGGGGGUGGAAGAGCGUGUGUUCUCUGAGUUGCCUCUUUUAGAAGACCUCAAUUUAGCCAACAACGAGCUUUACCAUGGACACAAGCAAGUGGCCGAGUCCUUAAGCUCUCUGUCCCAACUAAAGACCCUUGAUCUUUCAGGUAAUGGCCUCUCGGAGGACAUGGUGUGUCUGCUGGUACAGAAUCUGUCCUCGCUUGAGUCUCUAUACUUGUCCCGGAAUGCCAUACUGAGGCUGGAUGAGUCAACGUUCAGAAACCUUCAUCAGCUCCGGGAGCUGAACGUUGAGAGAAACUUGUUGUUUGAGAUCGAUGGAGCAUUUGAUCAUAUGAAAAAGCUCCAAAGGCUGAAUCUGGCCUUCAACUGCUUGCCAUGUUUGGUCAACUUUGAAAUGACCCAACUGCUGGUUCUAAACGCCAGCCACAAUUCCAUCGAAUGGUUCAUAACCAAUCAAAAUUUGACUGAAACCUUUCAGCUGGAGACGUUGGAUCUGUCUGACAACCAUUUGCUGUUCUUUCCAUUCCUUCCAACAAAAAACAGAAUAAGAACUUUGCUGUUGUCCAAUAAUCGAGUUAGUUUUUACCAACACUUAUCAAAUUAUACGUCUUCAAACUGGAGCACUAGUGUUGAGUACUACAACUUGGGGCAAAAUGUAAGCAGCAUCACAGUAGAGCUCUGGAAUGAGAACCUUCACGGUGAUCUUUCCUCAGUAGAGAUCCUGGACCUGAGUGAAAACAAGGUGAACUACUUCCCUCAGGGAUUCAUUCAACAGAUGCCACAUCUUUACUGGCUGAGGCUGAGAAGUAACUGUUUACAGUCCUUCAGUUUGACGCCUGAAUAUCUACCAGUCACCCUUUAUGAACUGGAUGUUAGCCGAAACCGGUUAACCGAGUUGAAAGCAAGCAAACACUCUAUUAACAAGCUGAACAAUCUUACACAUCUCAAUCUAAGUACAAAUGACCUUCAGAACCUCCCAACUAGGAUUUUUGCUGGUCUACCAAAACUUCAGACACUAGAUCUCAGUCACAACACUGUGGAUGUGUGUUACUUGCCGCGUUCCUCAGGAUGUGUUGUGUGGUCCAACAUCGUUUCCCUAAAACAGCUCUAUCUUGCCGGGUGUAGCAUUCAGAACAUCCCAUCUUCAGCGUUCAAGGGCACGCCUCUAACCCAUCUCGAACUUUCGAACAAUCCGGACCUAAACCUCAAACAGGAAUCUCUGGAAGGUCUCGCUAACACUUUGCAGCACUUGGGACUUGGUAAUACUGGUCUUCAAGACUUUGACUUCUCUUUAUACGGCCAUUUGAAGAGUUUAAACAUCAGUAGAAACUCACUACCAGAACUUCCUGAAUCUCUAAUAGCAUUAAACCUGAAGCUUCUGGACUUGAGGGAUAACAUGUUGACAACCAUCCCGUCCCAACAUGCUGGCAUGUUAGCUGAAAGACUGCAGACUGUUUAUAUGAAUGGAAAUGCCUUCAACUGUUGCCAUUUAGACUGGUACAGGACCUUCGGGGAGAAUAAAGGCAUCAGUAUUGUAGAUCUCUCAGAGAUUACAUGUUUGGACUUAAACCACAGGCGUCACAAGGUCGUGCUUUUGGACGCCAUCCACUGUGGUGGUUCCAGCAGUGAGGAGUCUGUUGUCUGGUACAUUCUUCUCUUUGUAACAGUCAGUGUUUCCAUCAUGGGUAUAUCUGUCAUUUACAUGCUCACCUUUAACCCAAGAAUAUUGCCUCGUGCUAUUAAAAAGAGAUGCUGGAGGCCGGCUCCUUAUUGAGAAGCAUGCUAUUGUAAAACUAAGGAAUGAAGAGGCUAACAUGUUAAAUAUGCUCUCAAAGGUUGCUACUUUCAGACAACUGGACAUAACAGAAGAGAAAUAUGAUAUUAAUGUGAAAGAUUUAGGCCAUAUUGGUCUCUAAACAUGAAUGUAUUUAAUUUUAUCCUCAUUAAAAUGCAUGAAAAGCAUUUGGAUACUGGAUGGUUUGAUAUGUGCCUUUUAAAGAAAAGUUGCAAUUAUACUUUGAGCCAUGAUAUUUUAUAUUUGCAUUUAUCCAUUUGGCAAUUUUUUUUUUUUUGAACAGUGCACUGGUAACGUUAUUUUAAAAUAUUGUUAUUAAUGUCUAUUUGUAAUGAAAAAUGUCCAGUUUUCUUGUCGUGGUUACAACAUUAUUUAAAGGUUACGAAAAUGUUUCAUAGAACCUACAUCAAGUUCAAAUAAGAACAUUUCCUCUCAACAUUAUGAAAAUGUUCAAGUACAUAUAUCACAAGGACAUUCUGAGAAUGUUGAACUCAGAAAGUUUUCUCUCAAUGUUAUGUAAACGUGUGUAUAUAUAAUAUUAAUAAAAGUUAUUCGAAUGGUCCAUGAAAAUUA
Messenger RNA from Carassius gibelio (silver crucian carp), 3251 nucleotides. RefSeq names its product negative regulator of reactive oxygen species (gene nrros). NCBI's taxonomy places the organism in Eukaryota, Metazoa, Chordata, Actinopteri, Cypriniformes, Cyprinidae. Bases 609 to 2657 code for a protein of 682 amino acids. Gene Ontology annotation, molecular function: protein binding. The record is from RefSeq and is a predicted model, not a curated record. The transcript is spliced from 3 exons.